AUGGAAGCUUCAGAUACGAACCGCUCUUUGGCCUUCUUGCACACAGAGUUCAUCUUGUUCGGCUUCCCUGGGAUCUCGCGGUCCCGGCAUCUCCUCUCCAUCCCGUUCCUCGUCGUAUAUUCUGUCAUUGUGGCCGGAAAUAUCCUGAUCAUCUACAGAAUCUGGGUGGAGCCAAGCCUGCACUCUGCCAUGUAUAUCCUCAUGGCUCUGCUCUUCUCCGUCAACAUCAUCGGCACCACCGCCAUCGUGCCCAAGGCGGUCCUGAGCGUGUUGUUGGGCAUGGAUCGCACUUCGCUGGCUACCUGCCUGUUUCAGAUGUUCUUCACCUACACGAUGGUCAUGUUUGAGUCCAAUGUGUUGCUCGUGAUGGCGCUGGACCGUUAUGUGGCCAUCUGUAGGCCCCUGCGCUACCAUGACAUCAUGACCAGCCGCUUGCUGAUGCUGCUGUCUAUGGCUGGUCUGGUUGAAUGCAGUCUGUUAGUCUCUCCGAUCAUUAUUGUGGCCUCUAGGGUCUCCUUCUGCACCUCUAACCUCAUCCUGGACUUUGUCUGUGAGAAUAUGGUUCUCCUGAACCUCGCCUGCGGGGACACCACCAGAAUCCAGAUAGUGGGGCUCAUGGUGAGGAUUGUGGUGACCGCCCUGGACAUCACGCUGCUUCUUAUUUCCUAUGGCUGCAUACUUAGUGCCACCGUGAAGGUCGUUAUGGGGAAAGAUCGCCACAAAACCCUGCACACGUGUGGCACGCACCUCUCUGUGGUGGUUGUGAAUUAUUCCUGUGGUCUUCUCUCCUCCGUCGCUUACAGGAUCCCCAUCUCACUGGACAUUCAGAACCUCACCAGCGCCAUCUACUACCUGUUUCCUGCCACCGUACAUCCGCUUAUCUACGGCUACAGGAUGAGAGAGAUCAGAACUUGCCUGGUGAAAUCCUGGAGACUCAACAGCAAUCUGUAG
This is a messenger RNA of Nanorana parkeri, 951 nucleotides long. Its product is annotated as putative olfactory receptor 52L2. The coding region runs from base 1 to 951 and encodes 316 amino acids. Gene Ontology annotation, molecular function: olfactory receptor activity; G protein-coupled receptor activity. Gene Ontology annotation, cellular component: membrane. Gene Ontology annotation, biological process: G protein-coupled receptor signaling pathway. The record is from RefSeq and is a predicted model, not a curated record. NCBI's taxonomy places the organism in Eukaryota, Metazoa, Chordata, Amphibia, Anura, Dicroglossidae. The transcript has a single exon.